GUAUAUACGGUUAUGAACAGAGUGCAGUCGACGCUUUUUCAGAUACCGCAGUUUUUAAGCUAUGUUUUCACUUGUACAAAUUAACCGUGUUAUUUAUAUUCUGUUUGAAUAAGGCAUGCAGAGUACAUUGAAUAAGUAGUCAUGCCCACUGCUGCAAUCUAUAUAUUGUCAAAUACGAAUCAACAAUAAAGGUAUACUUAUAUACUUUUCGUGUCUUUGUCAAAACAGACUUAACACUAGUCGAGUCCUUAUAAUCGAGGCUACAUAUUUCAAAAGGAAAAUUCGAAUUAGAUCAUAUGAGACUGAGGGUAUAGCGUUCCACCUACUUCGUCAGGAAACUCGCACGCCGUAACAAUCUGAGGCAGAACAACUCUUGAGUGGCACCAAAUGACACACAGACGACGAAAAAGUGUAUGGCCCUCUGCGGUGCGGGACACAACUCUAUCGAAUAAACUAUCAAAAGGUCCCAAGUUAAAAUCACGCAGCGGAUGUAGCUAUAAGAUGGACAGUAACCGAAAUGAACAACCACAAACCAACACAACGUCAGUCGAACAGGAAAAGCCGGGACCAAGCACGUCGUCCGCAACGCCCGACCAACCAAUCACAACUGCCUCAAGUCCACCGCCGCCAACACCACCCUCUAGCAUUCCUGGACUUAUACCAUGGACCCCUGAUGUGCCGAUUAAGCAGUACCUUUUCGACGCAAGUAGCCACUUCGCCCUCAUCGGAGAAAACGAUCCGUGGCCUAGCAUGGGCGCAUUGUGUCAAUCUCAGGCGAAUCCAACGCGACACGAAUGGUAUAUCUUUUCAGAAAAAGCACGCACUACCGACAAACCAUUCGAUACGUUUAUCGAACUUCUCCUCAAAACAUACACAAAAGAUCUAACCUGUGCCUUACAAGUGGUGCCCCAGAUGACCCCAAACCCCCAGCAACUUCCGUCAAUGUUCCUUCGUCAACUCAUCAGUCAAUUUCCAGCCUUGGAGAUCGCUACAAUCCACAAACGACUUAUCUUUCAACAUUAUUUCUCAUUUUUCGACUUAUCCUUCCAAACGCAUUUUGGUCGUCUCGAUGACCUUGACUUGACUGUAGUCGGCGAAGAAUCAGACAGAAUAUCAGAUGACCAACCGUUCGCUUUAAUUCGCAGACAGGAUUCCAUGUCAACCACAACGUCCUCAUCAAUCGACACCGAGCUUCAAGCUGAUGUAGCAAAUCUCAUACACUCGAUUGAACAAUUAAAGGUCCAAAUAGAUUCACAAGACAAUGAUUCAUAUUGGAAGCGGAAUCCGCCCCAACAGCGAAGCAACUACCAACGUCGAGAAUACUCCAAUAAACCGCAUAAUCAACCGCCGUCCAGCACACAUCAGACGUGUUCUUCCGAUGUCAGUUUACCCAGAAACACAACAAGCAACGAUGAUAUUUGUUUUUAUCAUCAACGCUUUGGGGAUAGGGCUAACAAAUGCACUUCCCCGUGCAAUUUCCAUUCGCCGGUCCACACAGCCCGCUCUCCCUCUACUCCCCCGGUGUAUAGUUCCUCUUCCCCUCGGAUACAAGAUGGAAUCUCUGACCGCACGUUCCCUACUGAUACUAGCGCAGCAGCCAGCUUCAUUACUAGUUCAUGUACAGCGUCCAACCAAACAACGCAUCAAUUCUUCAAUGCUGACGACUCCCCUAUUCAAGUCGCGAGUACGCACACACAAGAUAAUGCCAAAGAACCCCUGACCACCCUAACUAUUACUCCAUCGUAAUUUUUUGUGUGUUACAUAUAAAUAUGUUGCUCCCCAUCUGCCAGAGGUCGACUCGAGGACAUUUCUUAUCUUAUAUUUCCAAUGUAACUACCAUAAAGUUAAUAAGACGAAAUAUUAUCUAUUCUUCGUUCUGGUUGACCUACAAGCUGAGCCAAUUGUAUGGUUGAAAAACUGGAAGCAUAUAAUCACUAUAUAGUCUAUAGCAUGUAUGUAUACGGUUGUAUAUGGAGUAAGUACAACGCUUUUUUGAGAUACUGCAGUUUUAAGCUAUGUUUUUACUUGUACAAAUUCACAGUAGUCAUGUCCACUGUAUAUACCGUCAGAAACGAAUCAACAAUAAAAAUAUAUUCAGAUAUACCUCUCGAGUCUUUCUCAACAUAAAACUUUUUGGGGGUAUUUUUUUA
This is a messenger RNA of Ciona intestinalis (vase tunicate), 2150 nucleotides long. Lineage: Eukaryota; Metazoa; Chordata; Ascidiacea; Phlebobranchia; Cionidae. The record is from RefSeq and is a predicted model, not a curated record.